AUGGGGUUGCUCGUGCAUCAAAGGAGAUAUGCUCUUGAGAUAUUGAAAAAGUGUGAAAUGGAGCAUUGCAAUGCUGCUAUUUUUCCAGCUGAACCAAUAUUGCAAUUGUCUAAGACUGAGGAUGAGGAAGAUGUUAAUCCAAUUCAAUAUACGAGGUUGAUUGGAUCUUUGCGUUACUUGUGUAAUACGCAGUCAGACUUAGCGUUUAGUGUUGAUAUUGUGAGUAGAUUCAUGGAGAGACCGAAGGUGUCUCAUAUGGAAGCAAUCAAGAGGAUCCUGCGAUAUAUCAAAGGUUUUGUUGGCUGCGAAAUACUAUUUCCCACAUUGGAUUCAGGAAGAGAAUACAAUUUGCUCGGUUUUAUCGAUUCUAACUGUGCAAAGAUAAAGAUUAUUGGAAGUGUACAGCUGAAUACAUAUUUAUGUACGGUGCAACAUCAACCUCUUGGUGUUCGAAGAAUGAACUGGUAG
This is a messenger RNA of Lathyrus oleraceus (garden pea), 468 nucleotides long. RefSeq lists its product as uncharacterized. The coding region runs from base 1 to 468 and encodes 155 amino acids. The record is from RefSeq and is a predicted model, not a curated record. Lineage: Eukaryota; Viridiplantae; Streptophyta; Magnoliopsida; Fabales; Fabaceae. The transcript has a single exon.